AUGACCGACUCGAAUUCGUCUUCUCGCACCGGGUAUCCUCACUCGACUUCGUUGAUGAACGGCCACGAGGUAUCCUACGCACGCGGCCAGGAUGGAUCCGGCUUGUGCUACACUCCAAACUGCCACACACUGGAUUACGGGAUACCGCAGUUCGGGACAGGGGAGGACGAUGAGCAAUUCGAAGCCUUUGGCCAACUGCAUCCUUUCUUUUCGCAGUACGGCGUUGUGGCGGCUAACGACGCUGCCCUUCAUGCUCGGCUGGACAGCCUGUGUGUUGGAACGAAACAAAAGCGUGGUGUUUUGCCCAAGCGGGCCACACAGAUCAUGAAACAGUGGCUAUUCCAACAUCUCGUCCAUCCAUAUCCGACGGAGGAUGAGAAGCGGCUAAUUGCAAAUCAGACCAAUUUGACCUUGCUGCAAGUGAACAAUUGGUUCAUCAACGCAAGGCGUCGGAUAUUACAACCGAUGUUGGAUGCUUCCAACUUUAUCCCCUUGGGGAGCCAUUACUGUGGAACCACGGCUGGAGGGGCUGAGCGGAACGCGGAUGGAUUGGGAAAUAGAGCCACCGAUUCUACGAGUCCACCAGAUAUACAUAUUAUCAGCAAGAAAAAGAAAGCAGCGACUAGUAGGCCCUCCAAUAAUCGCUUCUGGCCGGCUAGUUUGGCCGCGGCUGCAGCCAUCCAUCCAGUGGCUGCUGGCUUGGUCUCAUCUGCAGCAAAUACAGCCACGUCGGAAUCCAGCCUCACACAUAGUGGAAACUACAUAACACACCAACGGGCAGUUGGCAGUAGUAUAGAUAUGCGAGAAGACACAUCGAAAACCACCAACCCUCAAAAACUCACCGCGGGUACUCUUAGAAUGUUACCUUCGGAUAGAAUGGUAUCAUGUUUGCAUGCGUCUGACGUUUCCGCCCAGAUGCGGCAAGAUGCAAGCUACCCAUUGGUGAGCAGAAAACAAGUUAAUUCCAAUCCAACAAAUAAUUUAAACUGCUGGGAGCACGAAUCACAGUCUCCAGCGUAUAAUGCCGGAGAUGAAUACGGAGUACCAGUGAGUGGAUCGAAGGUCUCUGUUUUUCGUCGGACUUCAAUCCAUGCUCAUCCUUCGUCAUUGCAACAGCGCGAUGGCUCAAAACACCCUACUGACUGCAUGGAUUUCACAACCCUCAGCAAUGUACAAUCCGACAUGCCAGGAUCACCUGACACAAAUCAGAAAAACAUGAAGUGUCCGGUUGGAAAAAACUCACCAGGCACAAUUCAAGGUGAAAAGGGAGUGGAGAAUUAUGAUUCACGAACGUACCAUGUGCAGAAUGUGUUGCAACAUCCUCAGAGGCAUCAGCGUUCAUCCCAGACACCUACCCAACUGCAGCCGUGUGGUCCGACCUCCGUUGUCCCUUCACAAAGCACACCAGCCUAUGAUGGUUAUGGGAGUACCAAUUCGUCGGACAUGUAUGUUCCAAACUUGAAACCCACUCUUCGUGGGAAUGCAAGUUUAAGCUCACAAUCGACGGAUCGUGACCCACAUGCUUUCUCUGCCCUAACUACGCUGCACGCGACCUUGAAGCCAGAUUCAACCGCCACCGCAUCCAAACCAAAUCAGACCCUGACUACAAUAUUUGAGAACAACACGGCCGCUCUGUCAGAAAAAGCCACCUAUGAUACUAGAUCAACCAAAACUCACUCGUCCGAGUACGGUGGCGGAAAAGUUCAACCUAGCGAUACCACUUUAUUGCAUCACAUCUCUGAGUUAACGUUUCAGCAGUCAAGUACCGAUUGUGUUCAGAACAACACUUUCGAUUUCCACCCCAAACUGAGUCAAUCUUAUCCAUCGAAUUACUCAUCAGCUCUGUUGAAUCAAGCGCAGCAAUAUUCCAACUAUUUGGCCUCAGGCAUAGGUCAACCCGGUUCAUUGUCCUCAUCCGGUGAUAUUCCUUCCUCUUUAACUUGCUCUGGCUUUCAGAAUGUCUUCGCUUAUUCAUCGGAGACAGCCUCACCUCAUCCGUUUUCGACCAUCCCGCAUUUGUCCCAACUUUACAACCCACCGUUUCCCACCGGCUCUCUAUUCUCAUCCACUGCCGUUCGCCCGAAUCACGUGAAUUCCAUCUUUGGCGGAUUAACGGAUCAGAGCAUCAUGACUAUAGGCUCCAGCUCAGACUCCGGUUGCCAGCACUCUGAUACGUAUGCACUACCGUCCUUUGGGCUAGAAAAACCGCACCAACGGACUCCCCCUUCGGCUGGUCUGUCCGACGCACAUCCGGAUGCUGCUUUGUCCCCGCAGGCCAUCCCUUCGAACGCGACCAACUGUAAUUUCUCAUCGGUUUCGAGGAGUACGCGAGAACCUUUCGAUCAGCCGAACAUCAACUCGAUUUCCCACUUCACGCAACCGGCAAAAGAUCCACAACUGCAUAGGCCUCCAAAACCAAUUUAUCCGCCACUAUGCUACUAUUCUAAGUAUAUUCCGACAAUCUCAGGCCCUCGUGGUGCAUAUAACAUGCCCUCCACCUAUUUACCCACACAUUAUUCGAUACCACCGUAG
Messenger RNA from Dicrocoelium dendriticum, 2532 nucleotides. The record is from the annotation of a GenBank genome assembly. NCBI's taxonomy places the organism in Eukaryota, Metazoa, Platyhelminthes, Trematoda, Plagiorchiida, Dicrocoeliidae.